GUGUGUUCGGCGUGUAUUACUUAUUUGCAUCCCUGCGCAAAGUCCUCAAUGCUUUUUUGCUGAUAUAAUCUUGCCCAGCUGUUGCGUUGAUUGUUAUUGUUGUAUUUGACGAAGAAAGGACGCAUUAUUGCAUUUGUUAGACGGUGGGGUGAUGCUACACUGACUUAUUUGGGCUUUUCAAGAAAUAUAGACCUACCAUGUCGAAGGGAUGCAAAUCUUUGACUUUGGAGGGCAGUACCCUAAAACUUGUACUCCUGUGUGCAUUGUGUCUAGCCAUCACAUUUACAGCUGAACGACCACUCACAACUUUAAGAGCUCUCUCGACACCAAGCACAAGGAUACAAUUCGGUUGGAAGAAAAACCUAACCUACAAGCAUCCCGAACCAAGAUCAUUUGAGGAAGCAACUGAUUACGCUAACAUGAUGGUAGAACAGAAACGACGUCGAGAACUUAUCAACAAAGCAUGCACAGCAGCUAAUAUAUCACGUCAAAUCGAUAUAGAUCAUGGCGGUGUGUUCAAGAAUGUUGGACAUCUCUUAGUAGAUGACAAGUAUAAGAUCCUUUUUGGUUUCAUUCCAAAGGUUGGAUGUACCACAUGGAAAGGCGUCAUUAAUAGGCUUCGAUCCACACAUAAAGACCAUUUAGCAGAAGUAGGGACUCUCAAAAAAUUCAAAAACAAUCAUACUGAAAUCUACUAUCGUAUUCAAAAUUACAGAAAGGUUUUAUUUGUUCGAGAACCUAUUACUCGUAUGUUAUCUGGCUACCUCAGUAAGUUAAAGAAUUUUAAGAAUCUCCAGAGGGUUUGGGAACGGUACAUAGGAGCAAAUAUCGUGAGAAGGUACCGAGGAUAUGACCAUGCGGAAAGAUAUAGAGAUGAAACCAAUAAACCGUUUAUGAAUAUCACUCUAUCAGAGUAUAUUCAAUUUAUUACAGAUAUCGGUAGCAAAAUCGUUAUGAACGAACUCAACGAUCAUUGGCUUCCUCUUCAUGUUGUGUCAAACCCAUGUCAAAUUUCUUAUGAUUUUAUUGGUCACUAUGAGAAUUUAGCGAUUGAAGGCCCUUUUGUUCUGAAAUGGCUUGGUGUAGAUCACUUGGCACCAUUCCCUCAAGUUCAUGAGUCCCAUGCCUCUAAUGAAAUUAUUAAAGAAUAUUCACAAGUGUCUCUAAGUUUACUUAAGGUAAUAUCUGACUAUUAUGCAUUUGAUUACGAAGCAUUUGGAUAUCAUGUUAACGACACACUGUCAAUUUUGAUGAAAGGUAUAUUCGAUGAGGAAGAAGAUGUCUUAUAAAUUAAUUGUAUGGUGUGCUCAAUAGUUUAGGAUUUAAACUUUGGAUCUCUUGUUCAUUCUAAAAAUCAAAGACAAAAUCUGAAUGGAAAAACCAGGGAUGUAUAUACUAAAACACUUAAAGUCCAUGGACUCUCAAAAGUAAGGGGUGCGUAAUACCUAAUCAAAAUAGUAUCAAACAAUAUUAUUUGUACACCUUCAAACUUAACACUCUGAUACAAAUUAGAUUUUCUAAAAAAAUACUGAAAAUUAGUCCCCCAAAAGUGACUGCAGUAAAAGAUAUACUUGUGCCCUUUGACCCUAAUUUUUUUGUAUUACUUUGUUCAUUUUUCACCCUCAAAUAUCAUUUGUACACUUUCCAUUUUAAUUCAUGUUUUCACUGUUUACAGAUCUUAAAUAGUCAUAUAAGGAUGGUUUAUCAUACAAAGAGGAGUGAUCUGCAUUCUGUUUAACAGUAGAAACACCUCCUUAAGUUCUUGGCAUAAUGAAAGAUAAAAACACACCAGUAUUCCACUAUUCAAGGAUAAACCUUAUUUAUACAUAAAAAUGCCUGAAAUAGUAACAUCUUCUGACAUCAUUGUGAAGAGCUUGGUUUCCUUUACCAAAGUCUGUUCAUACACUCUCAAUGACAUUUAUUUUUUUUGCCAUUCACUACACCCAUUGGAAGGGUCAAUUGCAGUUUUUCAACAAGGCGUAGACUUGAGGGAAAGGGUUGUGAAGUUCCACAAAGAUGGAGUUUCAGUACGGAAGAUUGAUACAAGGCUUGACAUGAAGCACACAACAGUGCAGUA
Lytechinus variegatus (green sea urchin) is the source of this 2077-nucleotide messenger RNA. Its product is annotated as carbohydrate sulfotransferase 14-like. The coding region runs from base 198 to 1289 and encodes 363 amino acids. The transcript is spliced from 4 exons. Gene Ontology annotation, molecular function: sulfotransferase activity. Gene Ontology annotation, biological process: carbohydrate biosynthetic process. Lineage: Eukaryota; Metazoa; Echinodermata; Echinoidea; Temnopleuroida; Toxopneustidae. The record is from RefSeq and is a predicted model, not a curated record. Gene Ontology annotation, cellular component: membrane.